AUGGCGCCGGAGUGUCACCGGCACCACCCUUAUAGCCGUCCUCAACCGUCGUUCAAGGCAUCUGGUCCGAUUCGGCACCAAACCCAAGUCGCCUCCGUCGUCCGAUACGCCCAGAACCGGAUGUCGUCGGCGGUUGUUUAUUCCGGCAUCCCAUCAAGGUCGGCGCCGGCUUCAAGGCUUGUACGUUGUUGUAGAAAUUACAGGACCCGCGCUUCUGCGAUCAAUCGGGUUCUGUGGACACCUUCCGGCAGGCUGAUCACCGGCUCCCGAAACGGCGAGUUCACUGUUUGGGAUGGCCUCUCGUUUCGCCAUGAAUUGACCGUUGAGGAGGCUCAUGAUCAUUCCAUCAGGUCCAUGGUGUGGAGUUUUGAACAUGAAGACUGGAUCUCUGGUGAUGAUGGGGGAUGCAUCAAGUACUGGAAGACCAACAUGACCAAUGUCUGGGAUUAUGAGACCUGCCAAGAGGAGCGCAGAUUGACUGGCCAUAGUUGGAAUGUGACCAGUGUCGACUGGCACCCUACAAAGUCUCUGGUAGCCUCUGGUGGGAAGGACGGUGUUGUCAAGCUGUGGGAUGCAAGGACAGCAAGAGAGCUUUGCUCUUUUUAUGAUCACAACAGUUGGGUCAACUCUGUCAAGUGGAACCAAAACGGUAACUGGCUCCUCACUGCUUCCAAGGAUCAGGAAGACUAUCUUGUCAGUGGGACUGGUGAUGGAUCCAUUCUUCAUUGGCUAGUUGGGCAUCUAUCUCCCCAGGUUCAACUUCCUAAUGCACACAAUAGCAAUAACUAUAAUAACAGUGUGUGGGAUUUGAAGUGGCAUCCUAUGGGUCAUAUGCUUUGCAGUGGCAGCAAUGAUCGCACUACUAAGUUUUGGUGUAACAAUGAUGAAUCUGAUAUUAAUGAGAAUCAAAGUUUUGGUGUUCUAAAUUCUGCUUUUGCUGCUUACAUGUCUUGUAGUUUUCCUUUACCAUUUCAUGAAGAACAACCUUCACUCGUUGCUAAGAGAGAAGGAACCGUUAUUCCAGGUGUUGGGAUUGCAAUUUAA
Messenger RNA from Fragaria vesca subsp. vesca, 1044 nucleotides. Its product is annotated as flowering time control protein FY-like. Gene Ontology annotation, molecular function: protein binding. The transcript is spliced from 3 exons. The record is from RefSeq and is a predicted model, not a curated record. Gene Ontology annotation, cellular component: mRNA cleavage and polyadenylation specificity factor complex. NCBI's taxonomy places the organism in Eukaryota, Viridiplantae, Streptophyta, Magnoliopsida, Rosales, Rosaceae. The coding region runs from base 1 to 1044 and encodes 347 amino acids.